AUGUUUGGGCCUAAGAAAUGGGCUUGGGUUCCGAGGCUCCCAAGUAACCCGGAACCUCCACUUCUUGGUCCAUCAAUGGGCCUCAUGACAAUUUAUUACCAUCCAUACCACAACCCACUCAAGCAAACCCCGGCGUGGCGUGUCGUUUGGCGUGGCAUGUGUGCAAGCGCAUAUGAUGAACUUUCGCAUGUCCAAAUCGGGUUUCUUCUUGGGGGAGGUAGAAGUGAAAAUGAUGGUGACAGAGUUUGUUGGAAGAAGAAGUCAAAAUUCUUUGAUCUCGAGUACUGGAAAUACCUUCCUGUGAGGCAUGCCCUUGAUGUUAUGCACAUCGAGAAAAAUGUUUGCGAUAGUAUCAUUGGUACGUUGUUGACGAUCCUUGGAAAAAAUAAAGAUGGGAUUGCUGCUCGUUUGGAUUUAUUGAACAUGGGGGUCAAGACUAAUUUGAAACUCGAGUAUGGAGAAAGACGUACUCGCUUGCCUCCAGGGCCUUGGAAUUUGUCAAGAGCAGUUUGCAAUUCUUUCUAUGGUAUGAAGGUCCCUGAAGGUUGCACAGUGAGUUUAGUUGAUCGGGACUUGUUGAAUCAGGCACAUCUAUAUGUCUUAGAGAAUACGGAGGAAGUUCUACCUUAUAUCGAAGAACAUAUGAUCCACAUCAAGGCCACUUAUCCAAAAUUUAGAAAGAGAACAAAGUGGCUACAAGAUAAGCACAAUACCACUUUCAUUCAAUGGCUACGUUUUAAGGUUCAAAGUCAACUUAAUGGGGAAGACAAUAAUGGUGUAUCAGAAAAUUUGAGGUGGCUAGUAGCUGGUCCAAGCAUGGCAGAGCCAUCAUAUAGGAGCUAUCUUAUCGAAGGUAUUAAAUUUAACACCAAGGCACAAGAUGAUGUACGUGCAGUUCAAAAUAGUGGAGUUUAUUUACUUGCACAUACUAUGCAAGUUGCUUGUGCCAAGGAUAAGAACCCAAUUGUCUCAAAUUUGGGUUUUUAUGGUGUCAUUCAAGAUAUUUGGGACCUUGAUUACCAAAAGUUUACAAUCACAGUAUUUAGGUGUGAUUGGAUAGAUAGAACUUCUGGCCUUGUAGUUGAUGAACUUGGAUUUACCCUUGUAGAUCUGAGUAAAUUUGGACAUAGGAAUGACCAAUUUGUUAUGGCUUCUCAAGUCAAACAAGUAUUUUUUGUUGAUGACCCAAUGCAUCAUGGUUGGUCAGUAGUGUUAUCAAUGCUUAAUAGAGAAUAUAAUGAUGUUAUUGGUGAUGAUGUCUUAGGUGAUGUGAGAAUUAAGUGUGAGCCAUUUACUAAAGGGAUACCACAUUUGAUGAAUUAG
This is a messenger RNA of Prunus armeniaca (apricot), 1323 nucleotides long. NCBI's taxonomy places the organism in Eukaryota, Viridiplantae, Streptophyta, Magnoliopsida, Rosales, Rosaceae. The record is from the annotation of a GenBank genome assembly.